GAAUUCUAAUGUAAGGAACACCUGAUUUAGAUUAAGCUCCUUCUAUAAGUUCAAUAGGCAAACCUUGGGGUAAAUUAGUAUCUAUGAAUGGAGCAAAAAUAAGCUCAUAAGAUCUUUUUGAUAAUGAAGUAAAAUUUGAAUAAUAAUUGAGGUUACUAUUGGAAGAUUACCUACUAAUAAAAUAAUAAUACCAGACAAUCGAUUAUCAGGAACACAUUGUAAAUUAAAAUGGGAUUCUAUUAAUAAUAUAACCUAACUUUAAGAUUUAUCUACAAAUGGAACAUUUAUUGGAGAUUAAAAAAUAGGAAAGAAUAAUGAAAUUUUAGUUAAAAAUGGUGAUGAAAUAUAUAUUUUGCAUAAAAGCAAAGUACCAAUAUCAGAUAUUAUUGGUUUUACAUUAAUAAUUUAAUAAGUAAAAGAAGUUUAAGUAGCUGCUUAAUUAGAUGAAUAAUAAUAAAAAAAGUUAUAAAUGAUGGAAGAUAUGUAAGAGGAUAUUCAUUGUCCUAUUUGCGAUGAUCUCAUUUUCUAAUGUGUUUCUCUUAUGCCUUGUUUACAUAAUUUUUGUGGAGCAUGCUUUUCAGAUUGGAUGGCUAAAUAAAAAACAUGUCCAUCUUGUAGAAAAGAUGUACAAUAAGUAAAUAAAAAUCCCAUGGUUAAUAAUGUUGUAGAGAAAUUCCUAUUAAUGAAUCCUGAAAAAAAAAGACCUCCUGAGGAAUAUAAAGAAAUGGAUGAAAAAAAUAAAAUUAAAGGAGAUGCUCUUGUAUUUACUUAAGCUCCUCCUCCUCCUCUUGUUCCUCCUCCUUCAGUUCCUAUUAUCUAAAAUGUUGCACCAUCAAGAAGAGGCAGAGGAAGAGCAGCAAUUUAGCAAUAAUAAAUAUAAUAAUCUCCUUCUAUAUAAAAUAAUAUUUAAAAUUAAUCCAAUUAUGAUGGACCAGUUACUAAAGAUUGUAUUACUUGCCUAAGAACUAUUAAUGGAUUUCAAUGUUAAAAAAGAGGAUAACAUAUUAAUUGUACUAAUUGUUAAUCAAAAAUGCCAAAGUUUGGUAUUUUAUUUAUUUAAUUUAGAUUUAAAUGAAAAAAGACUCAUUUUUAAAUGUGAAUUAUGCGAAAGGUCCUUUUGUUCAAUAUAUAACAAAAAUUGUGCUUAAAUCAGUAAUAAGAAUCCUAUGCAUAAGCUUUAAGAUCAUUAAGUACCUGGAACUAUAGAUAUUUAAUGUUUUCGAUAAAAUUAUAUAGAAUAAAAAGGAUUUUUGGAUUAUUAGAAAAAUAAUAAUAUUUCUACUCAGCAUAUAUUUAAAUAUAUGUUGGAAAAUUAUAUUACUAAAGGACUAUUCCGAUAUAUUGAGAGCAAUAGAAUUCUAACUAAUCCUGUUAGAAACAUUGAUUUGACAAUUACUCAUGAAACAGUAUUAAAUUUAUUUUAAUAUAAAAGCCUGUAUGUAGUUAUUGCUUUGGAUAAAUUUGGUAGUAAAUUGUGUUUAGAUAUAGAAUAGCCAUAAAAAAUGAAUUGCCAGAUGAUUUAAAAAAUCGAUCAUAAUGUUGGUAUGGAAUUAAUUGCAAAACAAUGAUUCAUAAUCAAGGGCAUGCAAAAAAUUAUGAUCACAUAUGUGAAUAGACCAAGCUUUGA
This is a messenger RNA of Paramecium sonneborni, 1627 nucleotides long. NCBI's taxonomy places the organism in Eukaryota, Ciliophora, Oligohymenophorea, Peniculida, Parameciidae. The record is from the annotation of a GenBank genome assembly.